UCCUUAGAGUCUCCCUCCCUUUGCAAAUCCCAGUCCUGAGGUUCAGCAGCUCUGGGGCAGCUGCUUCCCACCCGUGGGGUGCGACCCCAUCCCUGCAUCCUCCCGAACCCUGGAUCAUCCCCAUCCCUGAACCCCCACAUCCUCCCCAUCCCUGCAUCCCUCGCAUCCCUGACCCCAACCCUUCAUCCUCCCGCUGCUGUGUCUGUCCAUCCUCCCCAUCCCAUCCCUGCAUCCUCCUCAUCCCUGCAUCCUCUCCCGCCCUGACCCCAUCCCGAGCCUCUCUCCAUCCCCCAUCCCCAUCGCUGCCGCUGCCCUCCGUCCGUCCCUGUCCUUCCCGGCUCCCCUGUGCCGCGGGCUGGGAAUGGUACAGCCCUGCCUGCAGCGCCCGCCGCUCCGGGGACGGUGCUGGAAGGUGAAGGCAGCGGCUGCGGGGGCUGCGGGGGCUGCGGCGGCCGCGUCCAGCCCCGACAGCUCCCGGGAGAAGGGCUGGGAGGGACCCCGCGCCCGGCUGCAUCCCGAUCCCUCCCGCGGCUGCUCCCGCGGUCCAGGCAGGAGCCAUGACCCAGGGAAAGCUCUCCGUGAACAGCAAACCCCCCAGCUCCGAGGGGCAGGGGGACAAGAAGGACAAUGCCACAGCCCCCCCGGCCCCUCCAUCUUAUGAGGAGGCGACAGCGGGAGAAGGGAUGAAAUCCGGGGCUUUCCCUGCCCCGCCGGCGGCCCCGCUCCACCCCAGCUGGGCUUACGUCGAUCCCAGCACCAGCCCGAGCUACGGCAGCGGGGGGUACCCGGGGGACACGGAGCUGCUCACGACCUUCAGCUGGGACGACCGGAAUGUGCGCAGGGUGUUCAUCAGGAAGGUUUACGCCAUCCUGAUGGUCCAGCUCCUGGUCACCGUUGUCAUCGUGGCUUUCUUCACCUUCUGUGAACCAGUCAAGGGCUACAUCCAGACCCACUCCGCCUGGUACUGGGCUUCCUACGCUGUUUUCUUCAUCACCUACCUGAUCCUCGCCUGCUGCUCCGGGCCCAGGAGAUACUUCCCAUGGAAUCUGAUCCUGCUCAGCAUCUUUACCCUGUCCAUGGCCUAUCUCACGGCGAUGCUCUCCAGUUACUACAACACCAAGUCGGUGCUGCUGUGCCUCGGGAUCACGGCCCUGGUCUGUCUGUCUGUCACCAUCUUCAGCUUCCAGAGCAAGUUCGACUUCACGUCAUACCAGGGCGUCCUCUUCGUGCUGCUCAUGGUGCUGUUCCUGGGGGGACUGGUCCUGGCUGUCAUCCUGCCCUACCAAUAUGUCCCGUGGCUCCACGCAAUCUACGCUCUGCUCGGGGCCGGGAUCUUCACCAUGUUCCUGGCCCUGGACACGCAGAUGCUGAUGGGGAAUCGCCGGUACUCGCUGAGCCCCGAGGAAUACAUCUUUGGAGCCCUCAACAUCUACCUGGACAUCAUCUACAUCUUCUCCUUCUUCCUGCAGUUCUUUGGCUCCAGCCAGGAGUGAGGGCAGCAGGGCAGGAUCCUCCCUGUGCUGGAAAUGUGAGGGGUUAAAUUGAAAAGCAGAGGCGAAAGGGUUCCGAACCACCAAGCUGAGCCAGUCCCUCCCUUUCUGGUCCAUCCAACGCACUGAGGAGCCCCGGGCCCCUCCCGCAGCUUUGUACAUUUGCUGUCAGGCCUUUGUGACCCCGAGAGCAAAGCAGGGCUUCAGUGUCGUGUCCCUUCUGCUCCCCCCACUCCCGCCCAGCCCAAACCAGUCCAGAGACUGGGGGCAGGAGACCGGGACCUCCCUGGCCCCAGGGGCUGCUGGAGGUGCCCUCUGCCCGUCACAGGGUGAAAGUGCUGAGACAAAACAACAGCGAGGGCAGCGGAGCAGGGAAUUUGGUUAGAUCCUGGCAGGAAAAGCAGCUGAGCCAAGGGAAAGGCUUGGGGAAUCCUUGCAUUGCCCUGUUUCCCACAUUCUUUUGGAGCUUGGUGGCCUCUGCACUCUUCCUGGUGGCUCUGCUGUUGGAAACACGGAGUGUGGGAUCAUGUAGCUGGAUUUGUGCUCCAGGCACAGGGAACUUGUUUGUUCAGGACGUGCAGCUCUCUGAGGCCAUCCCUGAUGCCACUGCAGGAAGAAUUCCCCUGGAUCCUUUGCAUCUGGCCAUGAGCCUUCCCUUCCCUUCCCUUCCCUUCCCUUCCCUUCCCUUCCCUUCCCUUCCCUUCCCUUCCCUUCCCUUCCCU
Messenger RNA from Corvus hawaiiensis (hawaiian crow), 2212 nucleotides. RefSeq names its product Fas apoptotic inhibitory molecule 2 (gene FAIM2). Lineage: Eukaryota; Metazoa; Chordata; Aves; Passeriformes; Corvidae. Gene Ontology annotation, cellular component: Golgi apparatus; membrane; endoplasmic reticulum. The transcript has 12 exons. Bases 558 to 1493 code for a protein of 311 amino acids. The record is from RefSeq and is a predicted model, not a curated record. Gene Ontology annotation, biological process: negative regulation of apoptotic signaling pathway.